Penicillium daleae is the source of this 507-nucleotide messenger RNA. RefSeq names its product MARVEL domain-containing protein. The coding region runs from base 1 to 507 and encodes 168 amino acids. NCBI's taxonomy places the organism in Eukaryota, Fungi, Ascomycota, Eurotiomycetes, Eurotiales, Aspergillaceae. The transcript is spliced from 2 exons. Gene Ontology annotation, cellular component: membrane. The record is from RefSeq and is a predicted model, not a curated record.
AUGAGACUACUCUCGGAGAAACAAAUUGGAUUUAUAUUUGCUGUAUUGAGGGUCUUACAAUGGGUUAGUGCAGCUAUUGUCAUGGGGAUUUCGUCCUACUUUAUUUCGGUAGGGCCACGUCAUCAACAUGCAUUAUAUUGGGAGAUACUUGUGAGUUUGACCAGGUCAACUCACCACUCACGUGUAGUGAAAUUGACUUUGCAGUCCGUUAUAUCCGUUGUUAUAUUCUUUUUCGUCUCCGUACUAUCUUACCUCUUAUUUUGGAAUAUGGAAAGAUUUACAUGGGCGUACUACGUGGUUUUUGCUGUUGACUAUGCAUUUUCAUACCUGUGGUUAACAACGUUCAUAUUUGCAGCCCAGGAUUACAAUCUUAACAACUGCAAGCUCGGUUCUCCCUUAGGAGUCUCGUGUGCCGUGAAAAAGGCAAAUGAGUCAUUUAUGUUCAUUACAUUGUAUGGACCACAGUUCUCUAUUGCUUUUUGCAGAGAUACAUUAAGACUUGACUAA